AGUAAGCAGAUAUUAGACUUAGAUUAUUGUUAGUUUGUUAAAGUUUCUUUACAAAAUCUUACACUUUUGAGGUGGAUAUGAUUUUAUGGAGAAUGAAAACUCUUAUGAACAUUCUGUGUCUUUUUGUAGUUUUCAGUGUUGUGUCGUUGAAGUCUGAUAAUGUUUAUGAGGGUACAGUGGGUGAAAAGGUGGAGAUCAGAUGUCCAUAUUCAAAUGAUUACAAAUAUAUGCCCAAAUUCCUUUGCCGGGAUCCCUGUGGAUCAUCAGGGCAUGUUUUGAUUAAAAGUGAAAAGACUGACCAGGUCGUCUCUGAUGGAAGAUACUCUUUGAUCGACACUGUGAGUUCAAGGUCCUUCACUGUAACCAUCAGUGAUCUCAGACUCAAAGACUCUGGUGUUUAUUAUUGUGGAGUUGACAAAUGGUUCAGAGACAAAUUGAAUAAAGUGAAUCUGUCUGUUCGUCAAGCAGCUCCUGUGAACAGACCUUCACACACCUCUGAAAAGACAAUUACAACAUCUACAUGGACAACAACAACACUCACCUCUACAGAUAAAGGUUCAUCCAGUCAACAAAAAAAAGAUUUUUUCUGUACUAUUUGAUAAAAUUUGAGUUUUAAAAAGAGUAGUUUGUUCUUAAGGUUAGACACAUACAGACAAAAACCUGUUUUCACACAUCAUUUUUUUCCCCCGCUUGUCAUAAAGUGUUUUUUUAGACUAGUGGAAAGAGUCAUAGAUAAUUUAACCUUUAAGUGUUUCUUUUAGAGCACUUCAUCUUUUUGCUUAUAGAUUUUAAUCAAAGUAUCUUUAAAUGCCAUUUUCUCAAAAUUAGUUUUAUUCUUAGAAAUCUCCACUUUAGUAGCACAGCACUGACAUACACUAAACUUUACAGUUAAAUUCCAAUAUUCCAAAUAUAUAACCUUAUUACAAUAAGGUUUUAACAGAGGGGUUUGUUCAUAUGUAAUUCGUCUGAUUUAAACAUAACAUCAGAAAACUUGUAAUACAAAAAAAAAUGUUUGCAAUUCUCAAUGUAAUCAAUCAACUGAUGAAGUAUGGUGAUAUAUUACUUAAAUUGUGUUUACCCUAUUCACCUGUGGUUGCCUAUAAAAAAAGGUUUACUCUAUAUACAAGCAAUACUGAUAUUUUGUCUCUCACAGAAAAUUCUCAAUCAUAUGAACUGUUACAGUCCCAUCAUCAGCUUCCACUCCUUUAAUCAAUGCAAUUUAUCGUUAUUUGGUAAUUUAUUAAUUUUUCCUUACACUAGCUUACUGGUCAGGGCACACAUAUUACAGCAUUGUGAAACAAUGUAUAAUCUUUUUCUUAUUAUUCCUGUAAAUGUGAAUGCAGUUUGUGCAGGGGUUUUGUCAUUCCUCAUUUUCAGGAUUCUUGUGGCUUUAGUGUUUAUCUACAGGAAAGGAUCAGAUGCAAAGUUCAGAUGUACAAUCACAAGCAAGACUUCAACUUCAUCAAUGUAAUAAUAAUAGAAAGCUGAUAGUAAUACAAUACUUUAUAAAAAAAAAUUUAACCUCAAGCAGCCAUGUUUAUAAUGCUUCCUCUGUGAUGAAUCUUA
Messenger RNA from Pimephales promelas (fathead minnow), 1566 nucleotides. Lineage: Eukaryota; Metazoa; Chordata; Actinopteri; Cypriniformes; Leuciscidae. The record is from RefSeq and is a predicted model, not a curated record.